This is a messenger RNA of Heterobilharzia americana, 1098 nucleotides long. Lineage: Eukaryota; Metazoa; Platyhelminthes; Trematoda; Strigeidida; Schistosomatidae. The record is from the annotation of a GenBank genome assembly.
AUGUCGCUUGAGUCAAAUAAGGAAAAUGAACUGUCGACUUACAUUAAAGAGCAUACUCCGUCUCUAGUGGAGAAGGAAGUUACUUAUGACAAACAGUUUUCUGUUACAAAAAGUGAAUUGGAAAUUGAACCUCUCCUUAAACCGAAUCCACAUCGCUUCGUUCUUUUCCCUAUACAGUACCAUGAUGUGUGGCAGUUUUAUAAGAAAGCAGUAGCUUCUUUCUGGACUGUAGAGGAGGUAGACUUAUCCAAAGACAUUGUGGAUUGGGAAUCUCUAAAAGUUGGGGAACGUCAUUUCAUUUCGUACGUGUUAGCCUUCUUCGCAGCAAGUGAUGGGAUUGUUCUCGAGAACCUGCUUGAACGGUUCAGUCAGGAGGUGCAGAUUCCCGAAGUUCGUUGUUUUUAUGGUAUGCAGAUAGCGAUAGAAAACAUUCAUUCUGAGAUGUACUCAUUACUGAUUGACACAUACGUAAAAGAUCCCAAAGAAAGGGAUUUCCUUUUCAACGCUGUGAGUAACCUGGAUUGUGUCACUAAAAAGGCCAAGUGGGCAUUAGAUUGGAUUGGUGAUUCAAAGUCUACGUUUGCUGAACGUCUAGUCGCCUUUGCGGCAGUGGAGGGUGUGUUUUUCUCUGGCAGCUUCGCUGCUAUCUUUUGGUUGAAAAAGCGAGGAUUAAUGCCUGGGCUGUCUUUCAGCAACGAGUUGAUAAGCAGAGACGAAGGCCUACAUUGUGACUUCGCUUGUCUUCUAUUUAAACAUAUUGUCAAAAAGCCUUCCAAAGAGCGUGUUGAGACGAUUAUGAAGGAAGCAGUUGCGAUUGAACAAGAGUUUUUGUCUGAGGCCCUUCCAGUCAGUUUGAUAGGAAUGAACUGCAAAUUGAUGUGUCAGUACAUCCAGUUUAUUGCAGAUCGGCUUUUAGUGGAACUUGGUUACGAAAAGGUGUAUUUCUCUGAAAAUCCAUUUGAUUUCAUGGAGAACAUUUCUAUCGAAGGGAAAACAAAUUUCUUUGAAAAACGUGUUGGGGAGUAUCAACGCGCUGGGGUAAUGUCUCGAGCCAGAGGCGAGUCCACUCACAAUUUUUCGAUUGAGGAAGAUUUCUGA